This is a messenger RNA of Penicillium olsonii, 867 nucleotides long. NCBI's taxonomy places the organism in Eukaryota, Fungi, Ascomycota, Eurotiomycetes, Eurotiales, Aspergillaceae. The record is from the annotation of a GenBank genome assembly.
AUGUCCCAGAAUGUCCCACCGUUGGGAUGGGGUCCCAACGGAGGUGGAUUCCAGGGACAGCCUGGCACUUACGGUAUGGGCAUGCAUCCCGACUCCUUCCAGGCGUAUUCCGCUGGCGCUGCAGCGAUACAUGGCCAUCAGCCUCCGGCAUCUUGGGCAGCGACCGGUAGUCAGCAAGAGCACAUGAACCGAGCAAUGGCUGGGGCAAGAGGAUCCCAACCUGAGUGGCAAUCCGAAGCUCUGCCAGGGCAUAUGGGAUCCGGUGGGGAUAAAGCUCACAUGUCCACUUUAUCACAGCCAUUCUUCGGUUCGUACCCGUCUCCACAACACACCGAACCGUCCUCCAGAGAGUACGGCAAUUCAGGCAUGAUCCCUCCUGGGUAUCAAGAUGCCCAACAUUAUCAAACCCCCGCGGAGAAAUUCCACAGUCAUUCACCGCAGUCGAUGGUUGAUCACCCCAGAUUCCAGAGUUACCCCGUCUCACGUUCGCAAUCACAGCACGCCCCGAAAGACCCAGCCCUCCAUGGAUUUUCACCACUGCAACAUGCGCAGAGCCAAUACCAGCAACAACACACGAUACGGACACACUCCGGGUCGGACGUCCCACAUGGCUGGGCGGGCGGACAAGGUCAACACGGCGGCAAUCAGCCCAAUCCGUUGGCCCAGAUCAAUCCGAAUCAAUUCAUACCACACCAUAUGCACGACGGGCCAGCUGGAUUCUCCGAACCCGCACCCGCUCAUCAAAUGUCUUAUCUCCCAUCCAACCAUUAUCAAACGCAGUCUGUGGAGGGACCAGGAAGACCCGCGGGGUCACAGUUUGUCAGUGGGCCAUGGGCUGCCACGCCCCCUUCUUCCGGGCAGUCUUAG